Messenger RNA from Hemisphaericaspora subhashii, 999 nucleotides. It is a transcript of the gene MEU1, whose product is annotated as S-methyl-5-thioadenosine phosphorylase. Gene Ontology annotation, molecular function: S-methyl-5-thioadenosine phosphorylase activity. Bases 1 to 999 code for a protein of 332 amino acids. Gene Ontology annotation, cellular component: cytosol. The transcript has a single exon. The record is from RefSeq and is a predicted model, not a curated record. NCBI's taxonomy places the organism in Eukaryota, Fungi, Ascomycota, Pichiomycetes, Serinales, Debaryomycetaceae. Gene Ontology annotation, biological process: nucleoside metabolic process.
AUGUCAAUUCAUAGAUCGGAUAAAGUUGAUUUCACUCAAUUACCUCAUCAUUUUGAUGAUAAAGUAACUUUAGCAGUUAUUGGAGGUACUGGAUUAUAUGAUUUACCAAAUUUACAUCCUGUGGCAAGAUUAACCAUUUCUACUCCUUGGGGAUUCCCUUCUGGCCCAAUCACAAUUUCUAGAACUGAACUGGGAUUCCCAGUUGCGUUUUUAGCGAGACAUGGACCACAUCAUGAUUUAUUACCUUCUGAUGUCCCCAAUAGAGCUAAUAUUGCUGCUUUGAAAAGCUUAGGAGUUAAAGCUAUUAUUUCAUUUUCAGCUGUUGGUUCAUUACAACCAGAAAUUAAACCUAGGGAUUUUGUAUUACCUACUCAAAUCAUUGAUAGAACUAAGGGAAUCAGACCAUCUACUUUCUUUGAACAUGGAUUUGUUGCUCAUGCAAUGUUUGGUGAACCAUUUGAUUUAAGAUUGAAUAAAUUGAUUAGUGAUCAUAUUCCUUCUAGUGGAUUCUUAGAAGGAGAACAAAAUUCUCAUAAUCAUGCUCCUAUUUUACAUAGUAAAGACCAUACCAACAAUGGUGAAGAUUUAACUAUUAUUUGUAUGGAAGGUCCACAAUUCUCAACUAGAGCUGAAUCAAAAUUAUAUAGAACUUGGGGUGGAUCAGUUAUUAAUAUGUCAGUGUUACCAGAAGCUAAAUUGGCAAGAGAAGCUGAAAUCGCUUAUCAAAUGAUUUGUAUGUCUACUGAUUAUGAUUCUUGGAAUGAAUCAGAAGAACCAGUCACCGUGGAAACUGUUGUUGGUAAUUUAAAAGCUAAUUCUGCUAAUGCUUGUAAAUUAGCGGCAAAAUUAAUUGACGUGGUUGCUGAACAUGGUGACGAAUUGGGUUCAGAAUUGGCAGGGUCAAUGAAAUUUGCAGUUAGUACUAAUCCUAAUGGAGUCAAAAAGGAAUUGUUAGAAAAGAUGCAUUUCUUGUUCCCGGGAUAUUGGCCAAUUCAUUGA